CGCCUGACGACAGUCAGUUGGCUUUGCACGUGUAAUUGCACUUUUGUCUAUCAGCAGGAGCGAAGAUAAGAGAAUGGAUGAAAUGUGAAAGCUUCGUAUGUAACUACACACCUAUGUGUUUACAAAUCACAUAAGUAAUAUGUGCCGAGUGUGCGGGGUGCGUGUGCAUCAUCGUGGCGACACGAUAAGGCAUCCCGCAUAAGAAGAACAGAGAGGCUAGGUCAGGCCGCAGUUGCGGUGGGGAUUAAUUGAAUAAAAGAAUAGUCAUUAUAAGCAGGAGGCACCUCAGUAAUUAGAUAACAAUACAUUUUCUCGGGAGGUAUAUUUAGUUGUCGCUUGCACGUAUACUCCGGAUUGUUGAUAUAGGUUAGAAACAGGGUAGUGUACUUUGUUGAUAUAAUAAAGCUGUGUAAAUCUGUAAUGUAAAAUUUUUCAUGCCAAUUGUCAUGGAGUGGAAAACGGUGAUAACCACAAUCGGGGUCGUGAGUCUGUGCUUCCUGGCAAUACCGAUCAAGAUCGAGCCCGACAACACCGAAAACGACCUAAAAUUGUUCAAGACUUAUGUUGAAAAAUUUAAGAAACCUUAUACAAGAUCACCUGCAGAGUACGACGAAAGAUUUCGCAAGUUUCAGCAAUCCCUCCGACACAUUGAGGAGAUGAACGCCAAGCGAACAUCGAAAGAAAGUGCUCGAUACGGGGUUACAGAAUUUUCCGACAUGUCCGAGGACGAGUUUGCGAACUCUUAUUUACGCCCUGAUUUAUCCUCUCGAGGAAUGCGGCAUCUCCAUCACUCACAUCAUCACUCGCACCGGCACAAUCGGGAUAAUACUAAAGAUCGAGACGGCAGCAGUGAGAAGAACAGAUUGCGGCGAUCUACCACCGGGUUACCAGUAAAAUUCGACUGGAGAGAAACCGGAUUCGUGACGCCGAUUCGAAACCAAAUGAAUUGUGGUGCUUGCUGGGCAUUCAGCACCGUUGAAGUAGCCGAAACGAUGUUUGCGAUCAAAAAUGGCACGUUGCACGCACUCAGUGUUCAAGAGAUGAUUGAUUGCGCCGGAAAUAGUAACUUCGGUUGCAACGGCGGUGAUAUUUGCAGUCUGUUGAUGUGGUUGACGGCAACGCGGGUCAAAAUCCAGGAGGAACCCGCGUACCCGAUGACGUGGAGAACGGACACUUGCCAAUUGAAGAAGGAAGAUUCGUCAUCCGCUGGGACAUUUGGCGUGCAGAUUAUGGAUUUCACGUGCGACAAUUACGUAGACGCCGAAGAAUCGUUGAUGGAAAUCCUUGUCAGCCAUGGUCCAGUUGCUGCAGCGGUGAAUGCUUUAUCGUGGCAAAACUAUCUGGGAGGUGUAAUUCAAUUCCACUGUGACGGCGGGUUCAAGAGUCUGAAUCACGCGGUUCAGAUCGUUGGCUACGAUUUGAGCACCUCCGUACCUUUUUACAUUGUCAGAAAUUCUUGGGGUGAGAAUUUUGGCGAAAAUGGUUACCUGUACCUCGCAGCUUACGGUAAUCUUUGCGGUAUCGCCAAUCAAGUAUCGUCAUUGGAUGUCGCGUAGAUGAGAAAAGUCGCGUGGCUCUUCCUUUUUAUACUCAUAUUACGUAUGUUUUCAUGCAACAUACUGUUUUUAUGAAAUACGCUGUGGCUGCAAUUCGUUUGUUCAAAAUUUAAUGUGUGAAAUGAGGAAAAAACUUUACUUAUGUGUAGUUUUACGCGAGUAACGUUUUAAUAUGCAACACAGGCACAUCGAUAGUAUGCACGUUAUAUGUUUAUCUUUUUUUAAUUUUAUAAAUAUAGGUACAUGUGUAUAGUAUUCGCAAUAAUUAAUAACUUCAAUAAGUAACACAGGUCUCUUAAUAUAAGUACGUUCGCAUACGUACGACAGUAUUAGCGUACCACUGUUGCUAGGAAAUUAUCUACAUAUUAAAAUUAAUUAACUCGUCGAUUAUACGUUUAAAAUCAAGCAUAUUACUAGUUAUACAGAAAGUAUUCAAAUGCCGGAUGGGUAGGAAGCUAAAAACUCAAAAUAACUUCAAUUUCUAUCGUGAAAAUUAAGAAAAUAUAGACUCAAAACGAGAACGUUACCAUCAUUCUUAUUAUUCCCGCUCAAAUCUACAACUAGACACGUAAUCUGCUAAAGUACACCAAUAUCAUUAAAAAUGUAAAACCUGUGAUUCAGUACUGACGAAUAU
Diprion similis is the source of this 2190-nucleotide messenger RNA. Its product is annotated as cathepsin O-like. The record is from RefSeq and is a predicted model, not a curated record. Bases 435 to 1556 code for a protein of 373 amino acids. Gene Ontology annotation, cellular component: lysosome. The transcript has 6 exons. Gene Ontology annotation, molecular function: cysteine-type endopeptidase activity. Lineage: Eukaryota; Metazoa; Arthropoda; Insecta; Hymenoptera; Diprionidae.